This is a messenger RNA of Siniperca chuatsi (mandarin fish), 1147 nucleotides long. It is a transcript of the gene mdkb, whose product is annotated as midkine b. The transcript is spliced from 5 exons. The coding region runs from base 90 to 587 and encodes 165 amino acids. NCBI's taxonomy places the organism in Eukaryota, Metazoa, Chordata, Actinopteri, Centrarchiformes, Sinipercidae. The record is from RefSeq and is a predicted model, not a curated record. Gene Ontology annotation, molecular function: growth factor activity.
GGGGGGCCGAGCUGAAAGGGGAGCAGAUUUGAUUUGGACUAAAUUUGGACCAUCUGGCCCAAGCGGACCAGAUCAGGCUACAGUUAAACAUGGAGACCGUGGCAGGCCACCGCAGAGAGCCUUGCGUCGAGAUAUUACAGAGAAGAAUGCGAAGUUUGUUCUCAGUGACGCUGCUGCUGCUCCUGGCCCUGACGCUCACCACCGAGGCCAGCAAAAGAGCCAAAGGUCACAAAGGUGGUAAACUGGAUAAAUCCCGGCCCGCUUCAGAGUGCUCCGCUGCAGAGACCCAGUACGGGAAAUGCGUGCCAGAACAGGGAGACUGUGGAGACGGUCUGAGAGACGUCACCUGCAAAGACCGCACCAACAAGAUUAACUGCAAGAUCCCCUGCAACUGGAAGAAGGACAUCAGUGACUGCAAGUAUAAGUUCAGCUCGUGGGGCCCCUGCGACGCCGACACCAACACCAAGAGCCGAUCAGGGACGCUGAAGCGAGUGCUGUUCAACGCCGAGUGUCAAGCCACCGUCAAGGUGUCCAAACCCUGCGCCCCCAAAGUCAAGAAAACCAGAGGGGACAAGAGAUCAAACUAAAGGAUGAACAGAGAUGCAGAAGGCGGCAGGAUUCCCUUCUCUUCCUCCAGCUGAACAAUCGUCUUCCCUCCUUCAUCAAACACAAAACAACCGAGAGACUCCUCCAAAACACACCAACCACCUUUGCUUUUUGGCCUCCUUAUUGUCGUUUUACUGAUUCUGAUUUGAUGUUCUUGUGUUUAUUUGGAAGUGUGGAAAGCUUUUCCAGAAUCCUCCCACUAGAUAAUAAUGAAUAACACUGUCCUGGUAGCCGAUAGCUUGUUUUAACAGUAAAUGUCAGAUAGUCCUAAAAGCUUUUAAAGUAGCUGAAGUUAAAUUAAUGUUCUGAUCCGGUCUCCUCGAUGAUCCGGGACGUCAGUCGCUGGAUUAUAAAGAGUUCUGUUUUUACACGAGUUUAGAAUCACCUUUAAGAUAUGGAAACAAAAAUUAGAAAGGCUUGGAUGGAUCUGUACUGGCAAAACCCUCUAUAAAAUAUAUUUUUGAACUAUAGAUUAAUGAUGUUGCAAGAUGAGACUUGUAUAAAUGAACAAAUUAAAUACUGUACAUUGUUUUGGAGAAGA